AUGGCUAUGGCCAUCGUGGUUGAUUUGGGACUUGACCGAUACGACAACUUCAAAAUGCAGCGCAUCCCUCAUGAUGGAAAAGGGACGGAGGAGUCACACAAAGGACAAGCGCUCUAUCUGACUUCUGACGGACAGCGAGCCUUCUUAGGGUGCUAUUACCUAUGUUCCAAGGCCUCAAUAUUCCGGCGACAACUGACCAUGAAACACACGGAUUGGGUCGAGUAUUGUGCUGCUAGCUUAGGGCAAAGGGCGGAGUAUCCCACUGACCAGUCUCUAAAAGCACUAAUUGAGAUCCAAUCGCUUGUUCGGCAAUCGGAGCUAGAGGUCGAAGACCCUAUUCAUGCGAUGGGCAAGGACGAACUGUUCCAGUCUAUGGACAUACUUGAGAAUCGAAUCGAGCACCUUCUCGUACAGGAAACACAGUGUAAUACCUGGUCCCUACGUUUGGAGCUCAAUGCGAUUCCUGCCAUUGUUCUCGGGCAUACUCUUCGGCGACAAAGAGAUAUCCAUCGCCAGUAUGAGAAAGAGCAACUGGUUACAAUUGCACGCUCCGCGUUCAACAUUGUAACGGUAUUCCUCGCAUCGCCAGCCUCGGUCACACCUAAUCUCCCUAUGUUCAGUUACACAUCUAUCUGGUAUGGCCUUCUUGUUUUAUCGAAGUUAAGCUUGCUUUCGGAUGCCGCGACGGAAGGCAAGGCAGUCGGAGUCCAUAAUAAAGAUAUCCAUAACCUCGGCCUUGCAGCUAUGCAGAAAAUGGAGGCAAUGUCACGAAGAAACGAUGUUUGGGAUAAUUGCCGCGCAGUGAUUGGAUCUAUGCUCUCAUGGUUAGAGAGCAGUCGGGUACAACCCCAAUCAAUACAAGUUCGAGGAGAUAUAUCACAUACCCAGGACCCUGAGAACGCUUCUAUAUUACCACAACUGAUACGCGAAGAUUCUCCUGGAACCACAGAGUCUGCAGCGGUGGCUGAAGAUUGGGAUGCUACUGUGUGGCAACAGAUGUUACAAGAUUUGACCUGGAUAGGACUACCGGUGGAGCAGCAGUGCGCCGUAGAUCUAGCCUACAUGUCUUGA
Aspergillus udagawae is the source of this 1071-nucleotide messenger RNA. RefSeq lists its product as uncharacterized. The coding region runs from base 1 to 1071 and encodes 356 amino acids. The transcript is spliced from 3 exons. NCBI's taxonomy places the organism in Eukaryota, Fungi, Ascomycota, Eurotiomycetes, Eurotiales, Aspergillaceae. The record is from RefSeq and is a predicted model, not a curated record.